AUGUCUUCCCCUUCCCCCGGUCCGGCCCUCAGCCAAGGCUUUGGCUACGGAAUCAUCCUCGGCGUCGGCUUCGCGUUUUCCAUCCUCAUGGUCGGCCUGACGCACAUCCUCAAGUGGUUCAACAAUGAGGUCCAGACGUCGGAGAUGUUCAACACGGCGGGCCGGACCAUGAAGUCGGGCCUCGUCGCGGCCGCCGUCGUCUCCUCGUGGACGUGGGCAGCCACGCUGCUCCAGUCGUCGGGCGUGUGCUACCGAUACGGCGUCUCGGGACCGUUCUGGUACGCGUCAGGCGCGACGGUCCAGAUUCUGCUCUUCGCCACGCUGGCAAUCACCCUGAAGAAGAGGGCUCCCAACGCGCACACGUUCCUCGAGGCCAUCAAGGCGAGGUACGGCGCCCCAGCCCACUUCACCUUCAUCACCUUUGGCCUGAUGACGAACGUGCUGGUGUCGCUGAUGCUCAUUGCGGGCGGCGCGGCGACGGUCAACGCCCUCACGGGGGUCCAUGCGGUUGCGGCGAUUUUCAUGAUGCCCAUCCCCGUGGUGGCCUACACCUUCGUCGGGGGCCUCAAGGCCACCUUCAUCACCGACUACAUCCACGGCUUCGCGCUCCUCGUCAUCAUCAUCAUGUUUGCGCUCACGGCCUACGCGACGUCGGACGUGCUGGGCAGCCCGUCCGCCGUGUACGACCUGCUCGUCGAGGCGGCGUCGCGCCACCCCGUCGACGGCAACAAGGACGGGAGCUACCUGACGAUGCGGUCGCAGGGCGGCGCCGUCUUCUUCGUCAUCAACAUCGUCGGCAACUUUGGCACCGUCUUCCUCGACAACGGCUACUACAACAAGGCCAUCGCCGCGCACCCCGUCCACGCGCUGCCGGGCUACAUCAUGGGCGGCCUGGCCUGGUUCGCCAUCCCCUGGCUGACGGCGACGACGCUCGGCCUCUCCGCCCUGGCCCUCGAGUCGAGCCCGCGCUUCCCGACCUUCCCCGACCGCAUGACCGAGGCCGACGUGUCUGCCGGCCUGGCGCUUCCCUACGGCGCCGUGGCGCUGCUGGGCAAGGGCGGCGCCGCUGCCACGCUCGUCAUCAUCUUCCUGGCCGUGACGUCGUCCUUCAACUCGGAACUGGUUGCCACGUCGUCCAUCUUCACCUACGACAUCUACCGCACCUACCUGAGGCCGGACGCCAAGGGCAAGCACCUCAUCUACACGUCGCACGUGUGCAUGGUCGCCUACGCCGCCGUCAUAUGCUGCGUCUCGGUCGGCCUGUGGUACAACGGCAUCUCCAUGGGAUACCUGUACCUGCUCAUGGGCGUGCUCAUCUCGGCCGCCGUCCUGCCCGCGACGCUGACGCUGCUGUGGGACCGGCAGAACCGCUGGGCGGCGACGGCGUCUCCCGUCCUCGGCACGGCCUGCGCCAUCGUCGCCUGGCUCGUGACGGCCAAGAAGACGUGCGGCAAGCUCGACGUCGAGUGCACCGGCUCCAACGAGGCCAUGCUGGCGGGCAACGUCACCGCGUUGCUGUCGCCCGCCGUCUUCGUCCCCCUGUGCUGUCUGGCAUUCGGCCUGGACAGGUACGACUGGAAGUCCAUGAUGGACAUCCGCCGCGCAGACGACCACGACGUCCUCGAGAGCUCGGGCUUGGAUUCCGAAGCUCAAACGGCCGCCGGGGCCGAACCGCCGUCGCGCGCCGGCUUUGACGAGGAACAGCGCAAGCUGGACCGUGCGUUCAAGAUUGCCUGCGUCAUCACCAUCUCAAUGGCGCUUUCAUUGCUGGUCCUCUGGCCGAUGCCCAUGUACGGCACGGGAUACGUCUUCUCCAAGAGGUUCUUUACGGGCUGGGUCGCCGUGAGCAUCGUCUGGAUCUUCUGCUCCUUCAUCGCCGUCGGCCUGUACCCCGCGUGGGAGAGCAGGGACACGAUCAUCAAAGUGGCGCGGGUCAUGGUCACGGGCAAAAGGCCACGGCCGCCUCCUGCAGCCGGGCAAGAUGGAUCCGGAGACUCGAGCGGGACCGCAACACCCAUCAGCUCGGCGUUUGCCGGGAAGCGCGGCUGA
Metarhizium album ARSEF 1941 is the source of this 2049-nucleotide messenger RNA. Its product is annotated as urea active transporter. NCBI's taxonomy places the organism in Eukaryota, Fungi, Ascomycota, Sordariomycetes, Hypocreales, Clavicipitaceae. The coding region runs from base 1 to 2049 and encodes 682 amino acids. The transcript has 2 exons. The record is from RefSeq and is a predicted model, not a curated record. Gene Ontology annotation, cellular component: plasma membrane. Gene Ontology annotation, molecular function: putrescine transmembrane transporter activity; spermidine transmembrane transporter activity; urea transmembrane transporter activity. Gene Ontology annotation, biological process: putrescine transport; urea transmembrane transport; spermidine transport.